Messenger RNA from Dicentrarchus labrax (European seabass), 2057 nucleotides. RefSeq names its product ecto-ADP-ribosyltransferase 5. The transcript is spliced from 2 exons. Bases 927 to 1748 code for a protein of 273 amino acids. The record is from RefSeq and is a predicted model, not a curated record. NCBI's taxonomy places the organism in Eukaryota, Metazoa, Chordata, Actinopteri, Moronidae. Gene Ontology annotation, molecular function: NAD+-protein-arginine ADP-ribosyltransferase activity; NAD+ poly-ADP-ribosyltransferase activity.
AAGAGACAUAGGUUGGCUGUUCAGACUUUAAAACUAUGCAUUUAAUUGCUAAAUUAAAUUUUUUUAUUAGGACUGGAGAACUAUUUCCAAAAUGGUACCUCUUUAUUGAAACGUAUCUUAAAAGAGGUCAAAACAGAAUAUAACCUAAAAGAAAAUAAGUAUAAAAGGUCAUUUAAUUGGAUUCUUUAAUACAGUUUCUGAUGCACUGCACAUGGACUUCAUGGUAUAAAAGUAGCCUACUAUCUCAACGUGUUUACGCUAACUACCUGCUGCGUUUAGUAGCAUGAUACUGUAAGUUAUCUUCGGUAAAUAAUACGUUAGUCAUGCUUUUAAAACACUGUCUCUGUACUGUACAGCAUGUAAGGUCCUAUUUCCCCUUCAAAAUGUGUAUCCCCACAUAUUUUACUAUAAAUAAAAAAAUAAUUAGACUUGUCUUAAUAACAAAAUUUGCCACAUUUACGACCUUUAAAACAAAUACCACAAAAGAUAAACGACAUGGAUACAGUAGGUUUGUAAAAGGUCUCACCUCUUCCUGCAAUGGUAAAGGAGGACCCAUAUAAUUAAUUACAAUCAAAGGGAAAUGACUUGACUGUGUAGUCUCAUGAAAGUCACACCUCUGAUUGGAAUGGCCUGCAGCUGCUAAAAGAUAAGCAGGAGCUCAGCUUACCAAGUCAGCUAAGUGGCACGACACCAUGUGAGAACUGCAGGGUGGUAAGUGAAUAAAAGUCUUCAUUGCUUCCUUGUUUGAUCUGGGAUCAAAACAAAUAUUAAGGAGUACCCUUCAAGGCCCACUUCAAUCCAUCCAAACAAGUUUUACACAGUUAUUUUUACACUCAAGAAAUUGACAGCAAAGUUAGAGGAAGGAUAUUAAACAAAAUGUUGUUAAUGAAAGAGUUAUUUUUGUGUGCAGGUUUCCAUAUCUGAAGAUGGCAAUGAUGGCAGUUUGGGCAGCAGUGCUAUUGACAUACGGAGCCUGUAUAGGAGUUGCAAAGAUGUCUGCAGAACCUGGGUUAAAAGUUCCACUGGAUUUAGCUCUAAAUGCUAUUGAUGACAUGUACACUGGCUGCAAAGACAAGAUGGAGUACAAAGUGAAGAAGGAGUACCUGCCUAAUGAGAAAAACAAAGACAACAAUUUCACCCUGGCCUGGGGUGAAGCAGAAAAAUACUACAACAAAAAAUGGAAGCGUAAAAAGGGAAAGUCACCUUCUACCUCCCUGGGGAAAGAACGGAUCAUGGCUAUUUAUGUUUAUACCCUCGACAAACCAAAAAUCUAUCUUGAUUUCAAUAAGGCAGUUCGAACCCAGAAACCUAAGUACAAGACCACAUUCAGGUAUCACACACUUCACUUUUUCCUGACUGAUGCCCUUCAAACUCUCAACACUCGCAAACCUGAAGCAGAAAGGUGUCUCACUGGCUUCCGCAGGGUCAACAGCUACUUUAGCCAAGAUGUUCUCAACAAGUUGAUUCGCUUUGGUUCUUUUACCUCCAGCUCAAUGGGCUGGUACCCUAGCGCUGAAAGAUUUGGAGAUAAGUCAUGCUUUGAGAUUGUCACAUGCUCUGGGGCAGACGUCUCGCUGUACUCUAAGCUUGGGGAGUCAGAGAGAGAAGCCCUGAUUCCUCCUUAUGAGGUCUUUAAAGUCACAAAAAUAGACAGGAGAUCUGACCAGAAGAGUCUUCCAUGUGAGGUGGUUUACAAAGUGAAAAGCGCAGGAAUAACUCUGUCCAAUAUGAACUGUGCUCUUUUCUGAGAUAAGUAGUCUUACACAUUUGACAAACUAUUCAUUUCAUUCAUUUGUAGAUUUAAAAAAAGGCAUGAUAUCAUUUUGGCUACUAGUGACAGUGUCAGUAUUAAUAUUUAAAUGACUAAAUCUUUAAAAGCCAGAUGUGAAGAGUCUGGGUAAACUUACUUAAACAUCUGUAACUAUUAUAAUGCAGCCAUGUUCUUAUCCAUGUUAUCUGCAUCUAGAUAAAUUGAGUGCAACAAAGAAAAAUCAAUUGUCCAACAAUCCUGUCAAACUCUGUGAAAAAUGUAAUAAAAUGCCUUUGUGUUUCACAAA